Messenger RNA from Neogale vison (American mink), 3601 nucleotides. RefSeq names its product potassium channel tetramerization domain containing 10 (gene KCTD10). The record is from RefSeq and is a predicted model, not a curated record. Lineage: Eukaryota; Metazoa; Chordata; Mammalia; Carnivora; Mustelidae. The coding region runs from base 61 to 1011 and encodes 316 amino acids. Gene Ontology annotation, biological process: protein ubiquitination; negative regulation of Rho protein signal transduction; protein homooligomerization. Gene Ontology annotation, molecular function: ubiquitin-protein transferase activity; protein binding. The transcript is spliced from 7 exons. Gene Ontology annotation, cellular component: Cul3-RING ubiquitin ligase complex.
CUGGGUGUUUCCUGCCUCUCUUAGUCCGGUUUUGGAGACUCCUGCGUCCUCCGACUUUUCAUGGAAGAGAUGUCAGGAGAAAGUGUGGUGAGUUCAGCGGUGCCAGCAGCUGCUACCCGCACCACUUCCUUCAAGGGCACGAGCCCCAGCUCCAAGUACGUGAAGCUGAAUGUGGGCGGGGCGCUCUACUACACCACCAUGCAGACGCUGACCAAGCAGGACACCAUGCUGAAAGCCAUGUUCAGCGGGCGCAUGGAAGUUCUCACGGACAGCGAAGGCUGGAUCCUUAUUGACCGGUGUGGGAAGCACUUUGGUACGAUACUCAACUACCUUCGUGAUGGGGCGGUCCCCUUGCCCGAGAGCCGUCGGGAGAUUGAGGAGCUGCUGGCAGAAGCCAAGUACUACCUGGUCCAGGGCCUGGUGGAAGAAUGCCAGGCAGCCUUACAACAGAACAAAGAUACUUACGAGCCUUUCUGCAAAGUUCCUGUCAUCACCUCAUCCAAGGAAGAGCAGAAACUUAUAGCGACUUCAAAUAAGCCAGCCGUGAAGCUGCUCUACAACCGAAGUAACAACAAAUACUCAUAUACCAGCAAUUCUGACGACAAUAUGUUGAAAAACAUUGAGCUCUUUGAUAAGCUCUCUCUGCGCUUUAAUGGAAGGGUCCUGUUCAUAAAGGACGUCAUUGGGGACGAAAUCUGCUGCUGGUCCUUUUACGGGCAGGGCCGCAAGAUUGCCGAGGUCUGCUGCACCUCCAUCGUCUACGCCACUGAGAAGAAGCAGACCAAGGUGGAGUUCCCAGAGGCCCGGAUUUAUGAGGAGACCCUCAAUAUUCUGUUGUACGAGGCCCAGGAUGGCCGAGGACCUGACAAUGCGCUCCUGGAGGCCACCGGCGGGGCAGCGGGCCGCUCGCACCACCUGGAUGAGGAUGAAGAGCGGGAGCGGGAGCGGAUCGAGCGUGUGCGGCGGAUCCACAUCAAGCGCCCAGACGACCGGGCCCACCUGCACCAGUGAGCUGGCCGACCGUCCCCGCCUCCUCCCUGCUCUUCCUCCCUCCCCCCCCCCCCCCGCUCUUCACUCCGAUUCCUGCGGACUCCUGGGCACCGUCCACGUUCCCUGCAGUCCGGAGAUCCGUUUCUGUAACAAGCCAGAUGAUUAUUUUGAUACUUCUCGACUGGGUGACUGUCUCUCCCCAGGUGAAUGCACCCCUGUUCUCGAGCAAGCUAUGUCCCUUUCAUGGGGAUCUGAGAAUCCUUGGAGCCAGGCUCUCUCGGCUGUCGGAGAAAAGUAUGAAUGGGUAUGAAGUGGACAUGAGCAAUUUUGUUUGCAGUAUUUAUUUUGGUGGGUGCUGAUUCCCUGUUUGGGCUUUGGGGCAGCAUUCCAUCGGGGCUCAGUCUGGCCGCCCUGAGAGGGACCCUGCAGUUGGUGGCCACCACAGGUUUCCCUGAGCUCCCUAUUUCAGAACCCUCCGGGCCGGCAUGCUGGCUGCAUUGCCCUGCAUUAGACCGGGCUGUCUCUGGGUCUCUGCUAGAAGUCGGUUCUGCCCUCGGUUUCGCCCCUGUGGUACCGGCAGAUGAUUGCAGUUUGUGGCAAAGAUAGGACCGAUGGGCUUUGUGCCUUUGACUGUUCGAGUGUAGCUCUCCGUUCCCAGCACUGUUGGAGGGGCAGGCCUGUCAGGACCCCACACACCUGGCUAAGGGCAGAGCUGGCCCCGGCAAAAAAUGCACGGCUCUGUUCCUGGCUCCUUCCCCACCUCCUGCCCCUUCCACUUGUCCCCCUUGUUGACCAACUCCGUCCUCGAGGGCCGCAUGGCCUGGUUGUGGACGGAGCUCACAUACAUCCUGGGCUCCUCGGCCUUCUUCUUCCCUGUUAAGCUGGGCUUCCUGUCUCAAGUAGAAGUGCUGCCCUUUGCUUAGAAAGGGGACAUGGCCUGGCCUCUGUCCCCCGGCCUGGCAUCCAGGCAGGGAGCCCGUUCACACCAGCAGUCUUGGGGCAGCUCGCCUGCUGUACGUAGCCCUCCCCCGGAGAUCCCCUCUGUUUCUUUGCCUCGGAGUUUUACACAGUGUGGAGUGGCCACAGCGAGAGAGUUGGAGGAUGUGUAGCUCCUCUGGGGUCCAGUUAAGUGUUUAUGUUCGUGUUUAAGGGACGUGUGCGACUGUAGAUGGGAAUGUGUUUGUGUGGAGUGCAGGGGGCCUGCGCUGGAGCCCGGCUGUCCGCAUGGUGCUUAUGGAGGACGGAUGUUCUCGGUUACCUACCUCCCAGCCUCCGCGCCUGUGAAGGGACAGAAGUGAGUGGUGACUGAUGUGGCUGGUCACGACUAGACUAGGUAGACUAGUUGCAAGGAGAUGUGAACGUGUGUUAGGUGAUGGAUGGGAUUUGUCUGCUCUUCAAGGGAAAUGUUACUGUUUUAUACCAAAGGUAUUAACAUGGGCAGCCUUCGACACAGUGUAUUCCAAAAAACAAGUUUCUAUUUUGAAAUGGUUUUUACAGCUUAGGCUUUGUACAUACUGCCCUUCUUGGGACAGUGGUAUGCCUUUAUUUUGUAUUGAGCAACAAAGCCUCCAAUAAAACUUUAAAACAAUCUUGACUGAACCUAAAAAAUCAUGUAUGGGGGUCGAGGCCUUUUAAACUGUUGUGUGGGGAACUUUCUAUUAGGCCAUUAGGGUUUUAUUAAGUGCUGGGGGGUGGGGCUUAAAUACUGUUUCGUAAAUAUUUUAUAUACUGUUUGAGUUUUAAACACCAACCCUGACGUUUGGGUUGAACUUUUUUAGAAAGUUGAAGUGAAUGUCAGUUGCGAUGUUUUAUGUAGGAAUGGAAAAGCCAUCAUAUGAAUUUUUUAACUCUUUCUGUGAGGAGUAAGUUUGUGGAACAAUCGGAUGCGUUUGUGCUUCUACCCCGUGUGAGCUGACGUUUCUGGCAGUCUUUACACUUGUCCUUAACUUUGUACUUGUAAUUUUGAGUCUUUGCUUUCCUGGGAUCAGAACAGGUUCCUGAAACAUUCCGCGGUGAAUGAGAACACCGUUAGCUUGCAUAGCCAGGAGCUGACAGCAAGUGUUGGCUGGUCCAAGCUCUGUUAGCAAAUGGAUUCCACGAGGAACUGAUUUUUAUGCUAGCAUGUGGGGCAAACAAAGGCCCAUAUUUAUACUUAAGAACCAUCUAAGUAAAACACUGGCCUGAGAUUUGGUAAAGAGUUAAGUUUUAUUACACUGUAAGAGCUUACAAUUGAAGUAGAACAGCUUUUUCAAAGGUGGCCUUGUUUGUGGUGACUGGGGGGCUGUGCCCAAGACAAUCCUGGAAUAGCCUCUUGUUGCCCCCACCCUGAACCCUCAGAUGAGCAGCCUGGCCGAGGUGCAGGGACCCCACGCUCUGGGUAGGUGGGCUCCCCUGCCCCUCACCUCCAACAGCUGCUCAAGACCCACGUGGCAGCAGCUCAGCCCUCCUCGGCAGCUGGGCUCCUCCCAGUGUGACGGUAGCACGCCUCUGUGUCACUGACUUUCCUUUUUGUGCUAUAAAAAAAUGCUAUAAACGUUAGAAGUAGUCACUGUAUGUUGUACAAGCAUUCGUGGACAUGUAAAAUAAAAGUUACAUAAUGCUUCUGUUUAAA